Molecule: messenger RNA, 735 nt
Organism: Aspergillus novofumigatus IBT 16806
Lineage: Eukaryota; Fungi; Ascomycota; Eurotiomycetes; Eurotiales; Aspergillaceae
Exons: 3
Coding region: 261-584 (107 amino acids)
Source: RefSeq, a predicted model, not a curated record
AACAUAACAGACACUCCGCACUUACACCACCAAGGGCGCCACUCAAAUCAAGGAUAUCGGGUCUUCUCCUGUACAUCGUAAACGAAUUGCAUCGCAUCUCAAACGAAACCAUCCGUCGCGCUUCGUAGCGCUGUUAUUCCACAUCCCCUGUCCGAACCACCCCCGCUCCACCCAUCCUAGUCCAUAUCCAUACCGUAUCCCAUCGCACCCGGCUCGUCACCACCCAGCACUACAACACCAAUAACCCCAACCCAAAACAAAUGGGCAACCUCUGCUCCACCUCCAAAAACGAAGCCGAGCCCUUCUCCCGCCCCGGCCGCGCGCCGUUCAAGUCACCGGGGAGGACACUAGGCGAGGCUGCGCCGGAGGUUCCGGAUGCGGAGCGGGCUGAUGCGCGGACGAAUGCUGCGAUUGCGGCACAGAAACGAGCUGAGUCGGCGGCGAGUGCGCAAAAGGGGAAAUUAGGGUCGAAACUGGCGGCGCAAAAGGCUCAGACCCAGGCGAAGACCUUGAGCGAAGUGAGUAGGGAGCAGACUGCUGCUAGGCAUAUGGAUGAGUCGAGUGAGGCGAGGAGGUGGAAUUAGUCUGAAAGAAGUCAUCGACCUACAUGACCUACGUUGAACUUGUUGGUGUUUCUUGGAGUAUACUGGCGUAAAUAUCACUGUAUAGAUCUUGAUGUUUCUUUACUCAUGCUUAUACUGCUUACACAUUAUGAAUCGAGGCACUUGACAAUGU